This is a messenger RNA of Auxenochlorella protothecoides, 1644 nucleotides long. RefSeq names its product MATE efflux family protein 2, chloroplastic. The record is from RefSeq and is a predicted model, not a curated record. The transcript has 8 exons. Gene Ontology annotation, molecular function: antiporter activity; xenobiotic transmembrane transporter activity. Gene Ontology annotation, biological process: transmembrane transport. The coding region runs from base 1 to 1644 and encodes 547 amino acids. Gene Ontology annotation, cellular component: membrane. NCBI's taxonomy places the organism in Eukaryota, Viridiplantae, Chlorophyta, Trebouxiophyceae, Chlorellales, Chlorellaceae.
AUGGACGACUCAGUACCAGAGUACAGCUCUUGGGCUUCGAUCCUGGGUGUCGCUGCCCCCGCGGUCAUCCAGAGCUUGGCCGCACCGCUCACCAGCACCCUCCAGACCGCCUGGCUGGGCCUGUAUGGGUCCCCUGCCCUUGCAGCAUAUGCGGCUGUGAACACCAGUGCGACCUUUGCCCUCAAGAUCUUUGUAUUUUUCGGUGACGGCGUCUCUGCCAAAGUGGGAAACCUGGUGGGCCAAAAAGACUGGCACGGCCUCUUCAUCACCGUCCUCUUGUCCCUUCUCUGGUCGGCGUCCUUGGGCACGGCGGCGGCCUGCGUCCUGCUCCUGCUCAAACCCCUGGUCAUCCACCACGUCCUGGAUCUGGAGCCACGGGUGCUGGCCGUCGUGGCUGCCUACUGGACGGUGCGCGCCGCCGCAGUGCCCCUGGCCAUGACCAACAUGGCCUGCACGGGCGUCCUGCAGGGCCUGCACCGCGUGACGCUCUGCGCGGCGCUGAACACGGGCCAGGCGGUGGCGGAGUCGUGCCUCAGCGCCGCUGUCCUGCUGGGCGGGGUGCGCUUCCUGGGCGCCGGCGCCCUGGUCUCCAUGGGCUGGGCCUCGCUGCUGACCCAGGCCGCGCAGCUGGUCGCCUGCCUCACUGCUGUGCACGCUGCGCUGCCGCACCAGCACGGCAGCCUGCGCGGGGCCUGGGCGGGGGAGACCGGGCCACGACAGCCGCUGUUGGAGGAGGAGGCGGGGGAAGAUGAGCCCGCGCUUCGGCCCCCCUGCGCCGACUACCACCCCGCCAGCACCGCGCCACUGCUGGUGUCGGACGCAGGCGGUUCAGGCACGCUCCCGCCCGACGCUGCCGCAGACGGCACAGACGCCCACGCCAGCGCGCCCUCCCCCGCCAACCACCAGCAACCGCCCCCCGCCCCCGCAUCAGCGUCCCGCGCGUUCCUGGACGACGGCGUCAACAUGCUGCUGCGCUCCAUCACGCUGCAGGCCACCUUCUUCGCAGCCCUGGUCGCCGCCUCGCGGCUCGGCACCGCCGCCCUGGCAGCGCACUCCGUCGUCGCCCAGCUCUGGAUGCUCAGCGCCUACGCCGUGGACGGCUUCGCCGCCGCGGGCAUCGUGCUGGGGUCGCGCCUGGCGGGCGCCGCAGACGACUCCGACCAAGGGGGCGACGCCGCGCUCAAGUCGCUGCGCCGGCUCAUCCGCCGCUGCUGCAUGGCGGGGACCGCCUUUGGGGCGGCCACGGGCGCGACGUACCUCCUCUUCCGCCGGCCCCUCAUCCGCCUGUUCACCGGGGAUGCGGAGGUCGCGGCCCUGCUGGGGGGCAGCACCUGGACCCUGGUGGCCGCCAUGCAGCCCUGCAACGGCCUGGUCUUUGUUCUGGACGGGUUGAUGUACGCCUCCCACAAUUUCGCGUACGUCCGCGACUACAUGGCCCUGGGCUUUGCGCUGGUCUUUGCUCCGGCCUUGGCCCUGGAGCUCUGGGUCUGGCCCAGCCUGGUGGGCAUCUGGGCCGCCAAGGCCCUGUACAACUUCUGGAGGGCGGCGGGGGGGCUGAACCUGGUGCUGCGCCGCUUCGUGCGGGAGCAUCAGCCAGCUCUGUCGCUGCUCAGCCCACAUGUCCAACUCCAUGGCACCCUGUGA